AUGACCAGAGAAUUGCCGGCAGAGCGCCGUAAACGACAUGCGCGGGAUCGUACGACUUCCUUGAAUUCACUUCCUCAUUUCAAAAGUGGUCCGUCCAAGCACAGACAAUCCACCCUCCGAAGUCGUGCAUCCAACGCCAGCAUGAAAAGUAUCGGCUCGGAACUCGACUACUCAGAAAUUGUUGCCCCCAUUCCCCGCCGACAUCUCCUGCAAACAUCACAAAGUCUCCAUUGGCUUCGAGUCGACUCUUCAUCAGGAGAUGAAUGGCUUAACAGAGGUGUAUCUCCCGUAUCCGCGUCUUCAGUGGGCUCUGUCUUCCCAAAUAGCAGGACGAGCAACCAACUUAGCUUCACCGCCCUCAUGGAACACGAAAGGGCCGCUGCUGGCGCGUCAUCGAUGUCAGAUGCAAGAGUACAUGAGGAUGAUCAGGGAAAUGUUGGGGCUGGAAGGCGGUGGUUGAAGUGGAUGCAUCGGAAUAAUAUCAAGCGCUGGGUCGUUCCCUCAGCUAUCGCCGCAUCUGCCUUGGUGAAAUGGUGCAUCGGACUCGGAACGUAUUCUGGUCACGGUACGCCUCCUAUGUUCGGUGAUUACGAGGCUCAGCGACAUUGGAUGGAGCUUACCGUACACCUCCCCGUUAGGGAAUGGUACACGUACGACUUACAGUAUUGGGGUCUUGACUAUCCUCCUCUGACCGCUUAUAUCUCAUGGCUAUGUGGAAAAAUUGGGUCGUUAUUCGAAUCUUCAUGGUUCACGCUACAGACCUCGCGGGGCAUAGAGACCGCAGGAAGCAAGCUCUUCAUGCGAGCCACUGUGCUCGUACUCGAUCUCUUGGUUUAUGUCCCGGCGUUGUACACAUUUGUACGGGCAUGGCAGGGCACGCGAUCAUCUAGGAAACGACAUGCUGCGCUGCUCACAUUACUGUUCCAUCCAGCCCUUCUGUUGAUCGACUUUGGUCAUUUCCAAUACAACUCCGUCAUGCUAGGUUUAACUCUACUUGCGGUCAACGCCUUUGCAGCCGGACAUGAUCUCCUUGGAGCUAUUUUCUUCGUCCUGAGUUUAGGUUUCAAACAGAUGACUCUUUACUACGCACCUGCGAUCGGCUCCUACUUGAUCGGAAAAUGCAUUUAUCUAGGCCCAGUUCAUGGCACUCGCUUGUUUCUCCGCCUAGCGCUAACGACAAUAUUAGCAUUCAUCAUCAUGUUCGCGCCCUUCCUCCCUCCCUUCUCUCCUCUCUCCGCUAUGACUGCACCUAUCACUCGCAUCUUUCCGUUCGGACGUGGCCUCUUCGAAGACAAAGUGGCCAACUUCUGGUGCUUUACUAACGUGUUGGUGCUGAAGUGGAAGCGAAUUUUUGCUGGUCGAGAAGGCGUUCUGAUAAAAGCCUCUGCUGGACUUACCGCUCUCGGGUUCCUGCCUGCUGCAGCCGCGCUCAUUUUCGGUGGCUACAAGACCCGCUUGCAGAGGAACAAUGAAAACGGCCCAGCGAACGGGCCGACUUCGAUAGUACAGGCAGUGCCGCCAUCACCUACACCAAUUUUGCCACUCUUACCCUAUGCACUUCUAACCUGUUCACUCUCGUUCUUCCUAUUCUCGUUCCAGGUGCAUGAGAAGACUAUUCUGGUUCCUCUGCUACCUCUCACACUCCUUCUGUCGGGUGCUGCACCUACCGACAAUGUAUUCUUAUGGGGCGCUUUGGGCAACAACAUCGGUGUUUUCAGCAUGUGGCCUUUGCUCAAAAAAGAUGGACUGGGUGUUCAAUACUUUGCGAUGCUUCUUCUCUGGAACCGGUUGAUCGGGCACAAUCCGUUCAAACUACACCAUAGAUCUUUCGUGGAACUCGUAUCUUCCGUCGUACACACAGCCAUAAUUAUUCUCCACCUGCUCGAGCUAGCAGUGACACCACCCGCGCGCUACCCUGAUCUCUUUGCAGUAUUCAAUGUCCUAGUGAGCACCCCCGUUUUCGGACUCAUCUGGCUUUGGAGCAUCAAGCGUUCUGCGGAAGUGAGCUGGGCUAUAAGCGGACUACCUGGAAAACGCGAAAAGAAAGAAGGGCCGUCUUCUACGUCUGCGAUCAGUGCUUUCUCUUCGAGUGCUGCGUUUAGGCGUGGUGAGGUGGGUGCGCGUGCGAUGAGUCUUGGGUAUGCGAGUGGGCAUGGGCGCGGACAAGUCGAUGCUAGGAGACGGGCGUUGGAGGUGUUGAGCGCGGGGAGUGGUGAUCGGGAACAUCGAGAUUAA
Messenger RNA from Suillus paluster, 2235 nucleotides. Its product is annotated as glycosyltransferase family 57 protein. The transcript has 9 exons. The coding region runs from base 1 to 2235 and encodes 744 amino acids. Gene Ontology annotation, molecular function: dolichyl pyrophosphate Man9GlcNAc2 alpha-1,3-glucosyltransferase activity. The record is from RefSeq and is a predicted model, not a curated record. Gene Ontology annotation, cellular component: endoplasmic reticulum membrane. Gene Ontology annotation, biological process: protein N-linked glycosylation. Lineage: Eukaryota; Fungi; Basidiomycota; Agaricomycetes; Boletales; Suillaceae.